Molecule: messenger RNA, 2577 nt
Organism: Diospyros lotus (date-plum)
Lineage: Eukaryota; Viridiplantae; Streptophyta; Magnoliopsida; Ericales; Ebenaceae
Exons: 4
Coding region: 256-2193 (645 amino acids)
Source: RefSeq, a predicted model, not a curated record
GGAAGUCGAUGGGAAAGUUCGAAUCCAGCCAAAACAUCCAUGCACAAUCUUUCAGAGUGCUUUAUUCUAAAAGUCUCUCUCUCUCUCUCUCUCUCUUCAUUAUUCUGGUGAUUUACAGCUCUAGAUGCUUGUUUAUUCAAGAAAACCAGAUCGGUGCAGUUCGAGAUCCUCCGUUUCUCAGAGUUUCCCUCUGUGUCGUCGACACGCACCGACACCUUACUCAACUCCAUUAUACUACUAGGACCACUUGGUUUAAUGUUGUUGAGGACUUUGAUGGAGGACAAGCAAUUGGACUUUAAUCAACCCCUUCUAUCUGUUAGGCGGUUCUCACCAACCGUGGCCUUAGAGAAAGAUAACAAGAAGAAGACUGAUAAUUCCCUCCCUAGUGUACCGCCCUUGCCUUAUUACAAAUCAGAACUGAAGUCAGGUCCAGUGAGGAACGCGGGUACCGUUCCUUUUAUAUGGGAGCAGUCUCCAGGGAGACCUAAGAAUGAAAGCAAACACCAAACUAAGGGUCUUGAACGCCCUCCUAUUGCCCCCAAGCUUCCACCUGGGAGAAGUAAGAAAGUUGAACAAGCUCAUGCCAACAUUAGUGAAAAUUCAAUUGUCACUGGUAGUGAAGCAGGAAAAGUCGAUUCUAGCUCACUAAGUCUUCCAUCCAUAGAGGAAAACACAAUGAAAAUUGAGAGCUCCAAAAAUGCAGUGGAAGAGAAAGAGAGUUCUGAUUCAGGGGACAGUGAGGAAGCAUACCUAGAUGCGCUUGAUACACUUUCUAGGACUGAGUCAUACUUCUUAAACUGUAGUUUAAGUGGCUUGAGUGGAUUAGAUGAACAGGUGGCCAAACCAUCUGGAGCCUUCUCAGCAGAUCCAGUAACUCGGGAUUUCAUGAUGGAUCGGUUUCUACCUGCAGCUAAGGCAAUGGCUUAUGAAACACCCCAACAUACUUCAAGGAAGCAACCCACGGUUCAAGAGCAACCAAGAGAGGUGAAGAAGUUAAUAGGUGGGCAUACACGACCGCCCCUCCUUCGCCCUAGGCCAAAUAUUUUGCCAAAUUAUCCCGAAGAUAACACUGAAGAACAAAGUGAUGAUUCUGAGGAUGACUACAAUGAACCUGGAAAUUUAUCAACCACAGUUUGUGGGUUGUUACCUAAGUUUUGCCUUUUGAAUCCAGUACCAGCAAUGAGUGUGCGAACACGGGUAUCCAGGCAUCCUGUUGAUAAGGCACAGGCUAGAUCUACAUCUGAUGUUUCUAGCCAAAAAACCAAGAAGCAUAUUGGAAGUUCUCAUGAGCAAAGAUCACUAGGUGGAACCCAAAAGGUUGACCUGGAAGGAAAGUAUGCACCAAGGAAAAAGUCUGACCAAGUCCCCAAUCAGAGCAACUUUCAGAAAUUCCAAGCUACGUCACUCUACAGUCGUUUACAGGGUAGUGGCAUAACACUGCAGCAGAAUGAGUUACCUCAAUCUAGCUUUUGUGAAGAAAACAGAUUUUCUGGUAUUCCCCAGGUAAAAGAAGGUGAAAAAAGAAGCUCUAAUGAUUCUCAUGAAUUGUUGGCUGAUCGGGGCACCAUAAGGGAUUUCACAGCAACUCCUGCGAUUGAGAAAACUUUAUAUGUAGAUUCUGUACACAAGUUGUUUUCUCCAAAGUCAAGUUUAUCAUCUUCAGAUCGGAAAGGGUCAUCUAACUCAGUGAAUAGCCAUUUUGAGAUUAUUGCAGAAGUUAGUGGGUCAGAAGAAAUUCCCUCGGUAAAUUCUUCCUGCAGAGACUUUGAGAACUCAAAUGUCAUGGACAAAGAUGUUGUAUUGCAACUGAAAAGUUUAGACCCUGUUGAUUCUGUUCUACUAUCCUUAACUGGAAAAUCAGAUGAGGAAGGCAUGAAUGAAGAUAUCUGCCAGGACUCGAUUACCUCUGCAAAUUUAAAAUUGUCCAGCAGUGGACACACAGAUAUUGAAGAUCAGCAACACCUCACUAAAGUGGAAAAUGUUGAUGACUCUCCAGAAUUGAACUCGCAAUUUCCUCUUCCCCCACCUUUACCGAAAUCUCCAUCAGAGUCAUGGCUCUGGCGUACUUUGCCUUCCAUGUCUUCUAGAAAAUCAUCUUCACAUUCUUACCUAGGGACCAGAAUAAAGUCUCCUCACCUGGCUUCCAAAAUGCCAAGAUCAAUUCUUAAAACUAAGUUCCAACACCAGCCCUAGUCGUUUUCCGAGGAAUUAAUAAAGCUUGCAUCAGAAGCUAAAAUGUACAGGUCUAAGCUGUAAAUCCAUUAUUUUGGUGGGUUCAAAGGCAAUUAUGGUGUACAGUUUUUUCUUGCACAUGGUUAUUCUACUGGAUUUCAUUCCAUUUGUUGUGUUAAAAGGGUUGGCAAUUGUAAUCUUCGAAUGCCCAUUUCUACUGCAAACAGAAGUACUUGUCUAUAGUGUUCUAAAACAUAUUAGGCACUAGUCGGACGCCAGGUUGGGGCCUAGGAAAAUUGUUAUUUUUUUUUUUUAACUUUAUAAUGUAAUUUGAUAUUAUUUUCAAUUAAAUCAAAAUUGAAAAGCAUCAAUAAUGCAAUAUAAAUCAAUAAUGCAACAAUAAUG